GUAACAUCGCAUUCACAUUUUUCAUUCCUAUUCAUUUUACAAUCCGAGAGAGAGAGCGAGCGAGUGAGGGUGAGAACAGUGUGAUUGUGAUUUCGAAAUGGCUUCAAGACCCAUUGUUCCUCAACAACAACAACCCAGAGGUGAUGCUGCCCUGGGGGGAGGAAAACAGCAUCAGAAGAAGAACGGUGUAGCCGGCGGCGAUGGAAGGAACCGUGGAGCACUACGUGAUAUUGGAAAUGUUGUCACUCUAAGAGGAGUUGAAGUCAAGCCAAAUCGCCCAAUCACAAGGAGUUUCUGUGCUCAACUACUUGCCAAUGCUCAAGCAGCAGCUGUUAAUGAAAACAACAAGAAACAGGCUUGUGCUAAUGUGGCUCCUGCAAGACCUGUGGCUCCUGCAAAACCUGCUCCUCCUGUUCUUGAUGGAGUUGCAGUGGCUAGAAGAGUGGCCACAAAACCUGCUCAGAAGAAAGUCACUGCAAAACCAAAGCCGGUGGAAGUUAUUGAUAUAAGUUCAGAAGAAAGUGCCAAUGAAGAAGACAAGUCUGUGCACAAGAAAAAGGAAGUAGAUGUCAAUUCCAAGAAGAAAUCACGCACUCUCACUUCUGUUCUCACAGCUAGAAGCAAGGAACAGUGUGAUUGUGAUUUCGAAAUGGCUUCAAGACCCAUUGUUCCUCAACAACAACAACCCAGAGGUGAUGCUGCCCUGGGGGGAGGAAAACAGCAUCAGAAGAAGAACGGUGUAGCCGGCGGCGAUGGAAGGAACCGUGGAGCACUACGUGAUAUUGGAAAUGUUGUCACUCUAAGAGGAGUUGAAGUCAAGCCAAAUCGCCCAAUCACAAGGAGUUUCUGUGCUCAACUACUUGCCAAUGCUCAAGCAGCAGCUGUUAAUGAAAACAACAAGAAACAGGCUUGUGCUAAUGUGGCUCCUGCAAGACCUGUGGCUCCUGCAAGACCUGUGGCUCCUGCAAAACCUGCUCCUCCUGUUCUUGAUGGAGUUGCAGUGGCUAGAAGAGUGGCCACAAAACCUGCUCAGAAGAAAGUCACUGCAAAACCAAAGCCGGUGGAAGUUAUUGAUAUAAGUUCAGAAGAAAGUGCCAAUGAAGAAGACAAGUCUGUGCACAAGAAAAAGGAAGUAGAUGUCAAUUCCAAGAAGAAAUCACGCACUCUCACUUCUGUUCUCACAGCUAGAAGCAAGGCUGCAUGUGGUUUGACUAACAAACCAAAGGAGAUUGUUGACAUUGAUGCUGGUGAUGCCAACAAUGAGCUUGCUGCUGUUGAAUACAUUGAAGACAUUUACAAGUUCUACAAGAUAAUUGAGAAUGAGAGCCGUCCACAUGACUACAUGGACUCACAACCUGAGAUAAACGAGAGGAUGAGAGCUAUACUUGUUGAUUGGCUAGUAGAUGUCCACACUAAGUUUGAACUUUCACCUGAAACCCUUUACCUAACUAUCAACAUUGUUGAUAGGUUCCUAGCUAUCAACCUUGUUUCAAGGAGAGAACUUCAAUUGGUUGGCAUCAGUGCCAUGCUGAUGGCAUCAAAGUAUGAAGAAAUCUGGCCACCAGAGGUCAACGACUUUGUUUGCCUCUCAGAUAGAGCUUACACUCAUGAACAAAUCCUCAUGAUGGAGAAAACCAUCCUAGGGAAACUUGAAUGGACGUUGACAGUGCCAACACCUUUUGUUUUCCUCGUUCGUUUCAUCAAGGCGUCGGUGUCAGCUUCAUUAUCGGUUCCUUCGGAACAAGACGAUGCUUUGGAGAACAUGUCUCAUUUUCUGUCUGAGUUGGGGAUGAUGCAUUAUGAGAGUUUGAGGUAUUGUCCAUCAAUGGUUGCUGCAUCAGCUGUGUUUGCAGCAAGGUGCACUUUGAACAAGGUUCCUGUUUGGAAUGAGACACUUAAGGUGCACACUGGUUACUCAGAGGAACAAUUGAUGGAUUGUGCUAGAAUGUUGGUGAGUUUUCACUCUAGUGUUGGGAAUGGAAAGCUGAAGGUUGUGUUUAAAAAGUACUCUGAUCUUCAGAGAGGUGCUGUUGCUGUGAUUCCACCUGCUAAGAAUCUUGUGGCUGUUGUAGGUGGUGGUUCUUUCUAGAGUUUGAAGAAAAUGAAACAAUGGAGGCUUGGCAAUAACUAUUUGUUAUUGUAUUCUUUUUCUUUUAUUUUUUUUACUGGCUUGCUGUUGUAGUGAAAUCAAAGUUUCAUAUCAUCAUAAUAUAAGCUUCCUCAUUUUUCUGAGUUCUUGUCUCAGAUCUUUAGCUUCAAAGUAACCAGAAGUGUUGUGGUUGAAAUAUAAAACAAAGUUUGAAGCAGCA
Molecule: messenger RNA, 2309 nt
Organism: Cicer arietinum (chickpea)
Lineage: Eukaryota; Viridiplantae; Streptophyta; Magnoliopsida; Fabales; Fabaceae
Source: RefSeq, a predicted model, not a curated record